AUGCCAGGACGGGUCCUGCCGACUUUCACACCUGCCGAGGUUGAAUCGCAUAACAGCGCUAAAUCGUGCUUCAUCGCUAUCGGUCGCAAUGUCUACGAUGUCACCGAGUUCGUGGAGGAUCACCCCGGUGGUGGUGAUCUGAUUCUGGACCAUGCAGGCAAGGAUGUGGCGGAGAUCAUGAAGGAUGAAAUUUCUCACGAGCACUCCGAAGCUGCGUACGAAAUUUUGAUGGACUACCAUGUUGGAUUUAUCUCUUCGGAUGCAUCCGGAAAGGUCAAGGCGUCUGGCGUCGACAAUGAGGAGACCGAUUCUCAGCUGGUUUACGAAGGCACCGGCAUGUCCCGGGAAGAGGAUUUGUCGAUCGAUACGGACUAUUCACAGGACUACAAGACACACAAGUUCCUGGACCUCAACAAGCCAUUGUUCGCUCAGCUUUGGUAUAGCAACUUCUCCAAGGAGUUCUAUCUCGAGCAGAUCCACCGGCCUCGGCACUAUAAGGGAGGCGCAUCUGCCCCGCUCUUUGGCAACUUCCUCGAGCCCCUCAGUAAGACUGCCUGGUAUGUGGUGCCUCUGAUCUGGCUGCCACCAGUCUUCUAUGGGACUAUGGUUGGAGCACAGGGUCUGGGAGACCCUACUGUGGCUGCCGCAUACUGGAUCGGUGGUGUUUGUCUCUGGACUCUGAUCGAGUACCUCAUGCACCGCUUCCUUUUCCAUGUUGAUAAUUGGCUCCCGGACAACCGAGUUGGUCUGACCCUGCAUUUCCUCCUCCACGGCAUUCACCACUACCUGCCCAUGGACCGCUAUCGACUAGUCAUGCCCCCAACACUCUUUGUUAUUCUCGCAGCUCCUUUCUGGAAGCUCGCCCAUGCCGUCUUCUUCUACAACUGGUUUGCGGCCGUUCAAGUGUUCUGCGGAGGUGUCUUUGGCUACAUCUGCUAUGAUUUGACUCACUAUUUCCUCCACCACCGCAACCUUCCUUUGUACUACAAGGAGCUCAAGAAGUACCACCUCCAGCACCACUACGCUGACUUCGAGAACGGAUUUGGCGUCACCAGCCGAUUCUGGGAUCGAGUCUUUGGUACUGAGUUGGAGACGCCAGCCCCAAAGGGAGCGAAAGCUCAGUAA
Penicillium subrubescens is the source of this 1125-nucleotide messenger RNA. Its product is annotated as fatty acid alpha-hydroxylase. Gene Ontology annotation, biological process: lipid biosynthetic process; fatty acid metabolic process. Gene Ontology annotation, molecular function: iron ion binding; heme binding; fatty acid 2-hydroxylase activity. The coding region runs from base 1 to 1125 and encodes 374 amino acids. Lineage: Eukaryota; Fungi; Ascomycota; Eurotiomycetes; Eurotiales; Aspergillaceae. Gene Ontology annotation, cellular component: membrane; endoplasmic reticulum. The transcript has 3 exons. The record is from RefSeq and is a predicted model, not a curated record.